Messenger RNA from Planococcus citri (citrus mealybug), 3385 nucleotides. Its product is annotated as endoplasmic reticulum metallopeptidase 1-like. The record is from RefSeq and is a predicted model, not a curated record. The transcript has 15 exons. Gene Ontology annotation, molecular function: metalloexopeptidase activity. Bases 300 to 3173 code for a protein of 957 amino acids. Gene Ontology annotation, biological process: proteolysis. Lineage: Eukaryota; Metazoa; Arthropoda; Insecta; Hemiptera; Pseudococcidae.
CUACACCGAAGAUUCUUAUCUCUUGUAGGUACAAUAUUGACAAAAGAUAGUGAUUCGAAGAGCUUCAUCAUUUUCCAGAGUUUACUUGUCUGUCGUUACCGAUCCGAUGUCAUUUAUUCGUACGUAUAUUCGUAAAUCUAACGUAAACUCUGUCGUGUAAUUGGUGUAAUUAGUCCAAGUUUUAAUUUACGAAUUAUCCGCAUUCGUUAUAAUUUUGAAAAUACUCGUUGAAUAAUUCGUAUUCGUGUUCGUUUGCGAUAAGGUUAAUCAAGUGUUUUAUACCUAUUCGUCUAGUAAACAUGGAAAUUCAAAUAGAAGCCGAUCCUUCGCCUCAAUUGGUUUUGAAACCGCCGGAAUCGAGGAAAACUAUACCGGUGAUCGUAGAUAAGCAGACGAAUACGAUCGAUAGUGAAGCAGAAUCGCAAUCUACGAUACUAAAACCUCAUCGAGAAAUGCCCACCGAACAAGAUGUCCUGGCAUAUAACAAGAGACAGACAGAGCUACAGGAAGAAAGAAUAGUUCGCCAAUAUACUAGAAUUGGUGAUAGGAUAAAUUACAGGCUGUAUUCUCAACAGGCCAUAUUGAACACGAAAUUUUUCGUCGCCGUAUUUUUGGCAGCCAUAAUAUUGAUGGUGAUUGCUUCAUGGGCUUUGAAUUCGUGCCCGAAAGGAUUAACCGAAGAUGAGUUAGAUCCUGCAAAUACUAACAGAGUUUCCGGCGUUCGAGCGAUGGAAUACCUCAAAGAAUUGGAUGAAAUCGGUCCCAAACCAAUCGGUAGCUACGAAAACGAAGUCUUGACCGUUGAUUAUUUGCUUUGCCAGAUCGAACGUAUCAAGAAACGUGAGCCUCCUUCGUGGAAUGGAAUAGACAUAGAUAUACAAGUAGUCAGCGGUAAUUUUAGCGAAGUCGAUUCUCGAGGCAGAGCUUUUCGAAAGCAAAUAGUGUAUGGAAAUUUGCAAAACGUCGUCGUCAAAUUGUACUCGAAAUUCAACGCGACCGAAAGUAUUCUAGUGAAUUGUCAUUUCGACUCGAGUUUCGCCAGUCCAGGUACGAGCGACGGCGGUUUAAACUGCGCUGUCAUGCUGGAAGUUCUGCUUGUAAUGUCAAUUGUAGAUCAUCCGAUCAGAAGAAACGUCAUAUUUUUAUUCAACGGUGCCAAAGUGGAUGGGAUUUCGGGAUCGCAUGGAUUUAUCACUAAACAUAAAUGGAUCAAUGAGAUCGUAUGUUUUAUUAAUUUGGACGCUUUUGGAGCUGGCGGACGUCAAACGCUCUUUCAAACUGGUCCUAAUGCGUACGUUUUACCCAAGAUAUACAGCAAAUCAGCGAUGUUUCCUGAUGGUAAAGUACUCAGCGAAGAAUUCAUCCAAAGCGGAUUAUUACCGUCGGAUACGGAUUUCAAGAUUUUUCGCGAUUACGGACAGCUAAAAGGAUUGGAUUUAGUUCAUUUCGCCAACGGUUAUGUUUAUCAAACGAGCAGUGAUAAUAUUUCGAUGAUUACCGCCAACGUCCUCCAGUUAGCCGGUGAUAAUUUACUACACACUGUGAAGGCACUGGUGGACUAUAAUUUCCUCAAGGAAGAGCUCCAAAGUAAUGACGAGCAAGCCGUGUAUUUCGAUAUAUUUGGAUUAUUUAUCGUAUGUUAUCCGUCCAUCGUCGGUUUCCUGAUCAACCUGGUGGUUGUAAUUAUAUCAACGUACGCGUCCGUGUCAUUGCUGUUUCAAGUUUUUAAAGGUAAACCAGUAAAAAUGAUUUUACAACACGUUCUGAUUGACUUGCUAUUCGUCGUAAUUGGAAUUGUCGCGGUUACGCUGGUGCUCUAUUUAUUGGCCACGUUGUUAAAAGUGAACGAUGCCACUAUGCUUUGGUAUUCGAAGCCAUGGUUUAUUCUAACUUAUUACGGCGGGGCCGUUUUUCUCAUUAUGUUUACCGUGUUAAAAAUACGGCGUACAUUCAUGCAAAGUCUGUUGAACAGAGAACAAGAAGUUAGAGUAUUCGUUUUCGUUAUCCAGUUUACAAUGACGGUAAUCCUUUUAUUGGCUACACUAAGCGGUAUACGUAGCUCUUUUAUACUGGCUAUAGGCCUGAUUGGCGUAUCCAUAUCGCGUUAUUUCUUCCACAAAACCAACCUUAGAUUAGAGAUAGUUGAGCGUAAAUUCUUCGUGUACUUCAUGAUCAACUUCUUACCAGCUUUAUAUUGCGCUUGUAUAUUUAUACCGUUUGUUCAAUGGAUCAUUCCGAUACUGGGACGUAUGGGAGCUGAUUACAAUGCCGAAGAUGUUAUAUGGAUUAUUGCCGAAGUUACCAUUUUGAUUACAUUCGCGUAUGUGAUACCACUGGUGCUGUUAGUCAAGGAAUUUUGGACCAUGCAGUAUAUGUUUGCCGCUAUUUACAUCGUGCAAUUAAUCCUCGUCUUGACCCAAGCUUUGUCACCAUUUAGUGAUUCUACUCCGCAACGAUUUUAUGCUAUGCAUGUUGAUCGAAAAUUAGCCCAUUCGGAGAAUACGUCGUUUAAAAACGAAAGUAGCGGAUAUUUGGUAACCACAGUUGAUGUUCAUGGAGGUGAAACUCUUGAAAAAUUCUUCAAACAACAUCAAUUCCAGCAGUUGGCUCAUACUGAUGAGUGCACUCGAGAAUUAUUCUGUGGAAUGCCUACUCUCGAGUCGUCAUUUUUAUUAAAAUUGGGUUUAUCAUUUUGGGCUCCGAAGGAAGUGCCGAAAAUUCCACAUUUCAAGAAAAUGAACUACAGUGUAAUAGACGACGGACACGAUAUGGUAACUUUUCAUUUGACCUUGAAUGGAAGUAAAUUUAUGGAUGCGAUUAUUUUACCUUUGAACGAAGCUAAAUUAGUUCUAUGGAGUUUCAAUCCACCAAUACCUGGCAAUGAAUUGAAAUGGAAUGGUCAAUCGGCGUAUUUUAUUCGUUAUCACGAAGGCUCGUUGAAUCAGAGCUCGUUAUCAUUUAGUUUGAAAUUCGAUGUUCGUAAAAUGCACAACAAAGAUGCUCCUGUGUUUAAAUUAGCUUGGUCUGUGUUUUACCCUUCGAAUAGUAGUGAUAAUUUUACUCGUCAAUUUAAAACAUUUAUCGAUGGGUUCCCUUCUUGGAGUACAGUAGUUCCGAUGGUUGCCGAAUACGAGGAAUAUUUAUUACCGGCAGAUUUUUCGAAAAAUCACUAAUCUGUGAUACGAUUUAUUAUUGUUGUUGAUUUUGUUGUUGAAAUGUUUUAAAUUAUCUACCUGCCUAUUUAUUUAUUUUAUUUUUAUUUAAUUUUUUUAUUCGAGUUUUAAUUACGCGAAUCUUGUUUUAAAACUCAUGCAGAUCGAUUGUGUUCAAUGUUGCCUUCGGGCCUCGUGAUUAUUUUAUUAAUUAAUAAAGUUUUAUAUUGUGA